AGUUUCAAUUUUGCAGUCGACAUUUUUUAAAUUUAGAUCUAAUCGACCGAUUCAAUAACCCAAUCCGCGGAGAUGAUGAGACCGGUCCUUGAAUUUUUCAAGCGUUAAACGCACGGAUCAGACGUAUCGUAUAUUAAUCAAAAUAGGGCGUUACUUGAACGGAGAAUGAUCGCUUGCCGGGUCAUCGCUUGGAAAUACGAGAGCUUAAUUAUUUUUGUUAUGGCCGAUUUAUCGCUGCCAGACGUUUACAGGUCGACUUAUCCCGUCGCUUCGCUCGAUAACGCACAGCCGUUACAUCAAAAACGCCGCACGAAGCGUGCAACGUGCGUAUAGAAAAUAUAUCGCGCGAGGUUCCGACGAAUCUGGUUCGCGACACGCAGCGACACGCAAGAACCACGAUCCAGCUGAUCGCGCGCACGUGGCGAUCGGAGAGACAAAUCAAGGGCUACACAGCUGGGCAAGAUGUGCGGAAUCUGGGCGUUAUUCGGGCUGGACACGCAACCCCUGACAUGCAUCUGCGAGAACUUCGACAAGAUUUCGCACCGCGGCCCGGAAGCGUUUAAAAUCGAGUUUGAUAACAGGAUCAAGAAUGGAUAUCUAGGAUUUCAUCGACUGACCAUCGUCGACGGCCUCUACGGAAUGCAGCCGAUGAGAAUACACAAGUAUCCGCAUCUUUUCCUACUCUGCAACGGCGAGAUAUACAACUGCGAAAGGUUGCAAAACCAACAUCAUUUCGAGUACGCCACUAAAUGCGACGUGGAGUCGAUCAUGCAUACGUAUGUCCACGCCGGCGCCGACGGUGUCGCGCAGUCACUGGACGGCGUGUUCGCAUUCUGUCUGAUGGAUGUCUCGAAGAGGCGGGUACUGAUAGCCAGAGAUCCCUACGGUGUCAGGCCGCUGUUUAGAUUACGUUCGGACGACGGGCAACUGGUCGUCUCCUCGGAGAGCAAGGGUCUGAUGGCGAUAUCGAAGCACAUAAAAGGCAAGUGGACAAUGACGCCAUUUCCCCCGGGACAUCACGAGGAAUACGAGAUUCUGCAGGACGGGCGGACGAAGCUUCUGGAGAGUCGCCGUUAUCACAAGCCCGGCGACAAACCUCAUUUCCUCACGUACGUGCCUUGGAAUGCCUUGACUCCGAAUGACGUUCACGGUAACAUUCGGAAGCUGCUUUCGGCAGCCGUGGAGAAACGAUUGAUGGCCGAUCGACGAAUAGGCUGUUUGUUGUCGGGUGGACUGGACUCCAGCUUGGUUGCCGCUUUGCUGGUGAAACAGGCGAAAGAGCACAAUCUGCCGUACAAAAUACAGAGCUUCGCGAUAGGCAUGGACGACAGUCCGGAUAUCGUCGCCGCUAGACAGGUUGCUGAGUCCAUCGGAACUGAGCAUCAUGAGAUUAUCUUCACGCAGCAAGAUGUGAUCAACGUGUUGGACAAAGUUAUUUAUUCCUUAGAAACGUUCGACAUUACCACUGUUCGCGCUUCUAUCGGGAUGUAUCUCAUUUCGAGAUAUAUAAAGCAAAACACCGAGACGACUGUGAUCUUUAGCGGGGAAGGCGCGGAUGAGCUGGCACAAGGCUAUAUUUAUUUCAGAGACGCGCCUAACGCAACGGACGCGCACAGUGAAUCUCUUAGAUUGUUGAACGACAUAUAUUUGUACGACGGCUUGAGAGCGGAUCGAACGACCAGUGCCUUCAGUUUGGAGCUCAGAGUUCCAUUCCUCGACCUCCAGUUUAACCACUAUUACCUGUCGCUGGACCCCAACAGCAGACAGCCGCAGGGUGGAAUUGAGAAGCAUCUGCUGAGAUCCGCGUUCGACGGAACUGGCUUACUGCCCGACAAUAUACUUUGGAGGCACAAAGAGGCGUUCAGCGACGGCGUCGCUUCCGUAAAGAAAUCUCUUUUCCAGAUAAUACAAGAGAUCGUGGAGGAUCGCGUGUCGAGUGAGGAUCUGGAGAACUCGUACGUCAAGUAUCCCCAUUGUACGCCAAGAACGAAGGAAGCGUACUACUACAGAAAUGUCUUCGAGUCGCAUUACGGUGGGCAAGCGGAAAGUUUUACGCCUUACUUCUGGAUGCCACGCUGGGUGAAGGGCGUCACCGAUCCGUCUGCGCGAUUCAUCAAGCAUUACGCCGCCAACGACGAAUGAAGUCGGCUUACAACGAUCUGAAAUAAAAAAUAUAAGAGUUAGAAAUGUUAUAUAGAUGUAUGUAUACCAUGAACAUUAUAAUUAUUAUCAAUGGCGCUGGACGGUGUGUUCGCAUUUUUUGUCUGUUGUCUUGAAGAGAGAGAUACUAGCUAGAGAUCCCUAUGAUGUGCAAGGCAUUGUUUAGAUUACAGACAUUCAACGACGAUGCGUCGCUUUUAUAAAAAAAUCUCUGAAACCAAUAAAUUACAAAUUUUGAUAUACGAUUUUCUAUGAUAGAAGAAUAUUGUACAUAUUCUGUGAUAACGUGAUAAUGUGAACAAAAAAUUCUCUUUUCUAAAUAAAUUACAAUUAUGAAUUUCGACAAUAUUUGUUGACAAGAUCUGUCUAUUACGCCACAUUUGGGCUUGUAUACCAUGGACAUUAAUAUGGAAAAUAAAAUAUAUCAUUGAGAUGUUGA
Molecule: messenger RNA, 2599 nt
Organism: Wasmannia auropunctata (little fire ant)
Lineage: Eukaryota; Metazoa; Arthropoda; Insecta; Hymenoptera; Formicidae
Gene: AsnS
Product: asparagine synthetase [glutamine-hydrolyzing]
Exons: 10
Coding region: 463-2142 (559 amino acids)
Cellular component (GO): cytosol
Molecular function (GO): asparagine synthase (glutamine-hydrolyzing) activity
Source: RefSeq, a predicted model, not a curated record